AUCGAAUUACAUGCAUCAAGAUUUUGGGUCGUAAAGAAGCGCUUAUUCCAAACGCGAUCUGUGGUGGUGCUGCUGCUUCAGAAGAAUCAAAGGCAAAACCAAAAACCCCCAUUCAUUUCACAGUCCAGUUAGGGUUUCUUCUUCUGCUAACCUAACCAAAUGGCUGAUCCUGAGCUUGAAGCAAUCAGACAGAGAAGGAUGCAGGAGCUUAUGGGCCGACAUGGCACUGCGGGAAAUCAGCCAAACCCUGAACAACAGAGUGCUCAGGAAGAUGCAAAGAGGGAGGCAGAGGAGAGAAGACAAAUGAUGCUUAGUCAGAUAUUGUCUGCUGAAGCACGAGAAAGACUUGCUCGAAUUGCUUUGGUGAAACCAGAGAAAGCAAAAGGUGUUGAAGAUGUUAUAUUGAGAGCUGCUCAAAUGGGUCAGAUAGCUGAAAAGGUUACUGAAGAAAGACUCAUAACACUGCUGGAGCAGAUUAACAGCCAAACAGCAAAGCAGACAAAAGUUACAAUAACGAGACGUCGAAGUGUUCUUGAGGAUGAUGAUUAGCUUUCACGGUCUCUUAGCUGGGUUUAUUGACUAUUGACUUCAUGCUUUAUUAUGUAUGUAUAUGUGUAUUUGAUGGACAAAUUAUUUUAUGUUUUACAUUGAAAUUUAAAUUUGAGGCGUCUUGCCUGCCACCAAAUUAAACUGCAUAUUUGAUUUAUGUGCGCGAAUGAAUGGAUGUGAAAGGUUUGUUAAUUGUGGAAUGGAAAGGUUUUCGUCCAAUGGCUCAUGCCAUGAGGCAUUACUACA
This is a messenger RNA of Medicago truncatula (barrel medic), 795 nucleotides long. RefSeq names its product DNA-binding protein DDB_G0278111. The record is from RefSeq and is a predicted model, not a curated record. The coding region runs from base 160 to 549 and encodes 129 amino acids. NCBI's taxonomy places the organism in Eukaryota, Viridiplantae, Streptophyta, Magnoliopsida, Fabales, Fabaceae. Gene Ontology annotation, molecular function: DNA binding. Gene Ontology annotation, cellular component: cytosol; nucleus. The transcript has 7 exons.